UGUAUUGUCACUGUUAGGUAACUGUUUGCUCACUGUUAGCUAACUGUUCUCUAAUUGUUAGCUAACGGGAGCAGUCGGUGAGUAAAUCAAGUGCACCAAUAAGUUUGUUGUCAUCACGUGUUGGGGAUUUUUCCGCGGGUUUUGAAGGCCUGAAGAACUGCUUAGCUAAAAGCAGGACUGUAUAGUGUUUAUGUUGCAGAUUUUCUGAGCACAGAAGCCUAAAUACGCGAAAUUGUAACGACUGAGAAAUGCCACCAAAGAAGAAAGCCAGAGUGAGUAAAAGAACUGCAGAUUCAGGCAAAGAUGACGGAACGGUGUCGUCGUCUGGCGGGAAGAGAAAAGCUGCAGCUUCUGCUGGAAAAAACGGAAAGAGCUCAGAGUCACCACAGUACAGUCACUGGCUGAUGAAGUCUGAGCCAGAGAGCCGCUUUGAGAACGGCAUCGAUGUGAAGUUUGGCAUCGAAGAUCUGAAGGCUCUGCCUGAUCAGACUGGCUGCUGGGAUGGCGUCCGCAAUUAUCAGGCUCGCAAUUUUAUGAGGCAGAUGAAAGAGGGGCAGCUGGCCUUCUUUUACCACAGCAACUGCAAGGAACCAGGAAUAGCAGGAGUCAUGAACAUUGUGAAGGAAUCCUACGUGGACCACACUCAGUUUGACAAAAAAGAUGUCCAUUAUGAUGCAACCAGCAAACCAGACAACCCAAAGUGGAGCAUGGUAGAUGUUCAGUAUCAAAGAAUGAUGAAGCGGUUUCUUCCUCUGUCGGAGCUUAAAAAGUACCACCUGCAGCAUCGCGCCACAGGAGGGCCUCUAAAGGACAUGGCGCUCUUCACAAGGGCCAGACUUUCUGUGCAACCCCUCACUGCUGAGGAGUUUGACUUUAUCCUGAGUCUGGAGGACAAAGAAGCGCUGUGAGGAUUUACUUCCUGAUGCAGCGAAGCCAUCAAACAUCUAUGUAAAGUACCAUUAGCCCAAAGGUUAUGUGAAAUGUAACUGUGUUUUGUGUUAAAAAAAUAUUAAAUGUCUUUAUAUUAAAUUACGAUUUAGUUACAUU
This is a messenger RNA of Stegastes partitus (bicolor damselfish), 1047 nucleotides long. It is a transcript of the gene thyn1, whose product is annotated as thymocyte nuclear protein 1. NCBI's taxonomy places the organism in Eukaryota, Metazoa, Chordata, Actinopteri, Pomacentridae. The record is from RefSeq and is a predicted model, not a curated record. Gene Ontology annotation, cellular component: nucleus. The coding region runs from base 249 to 908 and encodes 219 amino acids. The transcript has 8 exons.